UUGAGCUGACAAGCUGCUGCUCAGUUGUGUAACUGUUAAUAACUGUGGUAAACUGUGUUAUAACUGUUCCUUCUCGCUGGAAGUCAGCGUGAAGAUGACUGCGAGUUUAGCAAAGUGUAGGUCUGUGCUGAUAACAGGCUCCAGCAGAGGCAUAGGACUACAGCUGAUCAAACAGUUAGCUAGAAGCACCGACAGACCCGCUACCAUAAUAGCGACAGUCCGCAACCCGACUGGCUCCAAGGAUCUGCAAGAGCUGUCCAACCCAGGUGUUCAUAUUGUGACACUAGACACAGACAGCCAGCAGAGUAUCAGUUCAGCCUUGACAGAGGUGCAGUCCAUUGUAGGAAGUAAAGGACUGAACUGUCUGAUCAAUAAUGCUGCCAUCAACAUCUCUACAGACAUAGACACCGUUACACCAGAGGCCAUGAUGAAGACCUUCCAGACAAACAGUGUCGCACCACUGUUUGUCACAAAGGCCUUCCUGCCUCUGCUGCAGACUGCUGCAGGUCAGUCCACAGGGAUGGGAAUGCACAGAGCAGCGGUUAUCAACAUCUCCUCCAUCCUGGGCUCCAUCACAUACACCUGGGGUGAAGGUGCCAGCUUUAAGAGCUAUCCCUACCGCACCUCUAAGGCAGCUUUGAACAUGGUGACUAGGUGUUUGGCUGCAGACCUGGGGUCACAUGGAAUCCUUUGUAUGGCUCUCCACCCCGGCUGGGUCAAGACUGACAUGGGAGGCCCUCUCGCUGAAUUGACAGUAGAAGACAGUGUCUCUGGGCUGCUGACUGUCCUCUCCAAUCUCACAGAAAAUGACCACGGAGGAUUCAAGGACUACCGUGGAAAUAUCAUACCAUGGUAAAAUCAAACACUGGGUGUAACAUUGUAAUUAAUAGUCUGUACUGUUUAGGAAAUAUUUAAAGCAGUGUGUCCAAGCUUAUUGUAAACAGCUUGAAAUUGAAAAGUAGAUGUAGUUGCUGUUUCUCU
This is a messenger RNA of Scomber japonicus (chub mackerel), 981 nucleotides long. RefSeq lists its product as uncharacterized. Lineage: Eukaryota; Metazoa; Chordata; Actinopteri; Scombriformes; Scombridae. The transcript is spliced from 6 exons. Bases 95 to 856 code for a protein of 253 amino acids. The record is from RefSeq and is a predicted model, not a curated record.